Molecule: messenger RNA, 735 nt
Organism: Populus euphratica (Euphrates poplar)
Lineage: Eukaryota; Viridiplantae; Streptophyta; Magnoliopsida; Malpighiales; Salicaceae
Exons: 5
Coding region: 1-735 (244 amino acids)
Molecular function (GO): metal ion binding
Source: RefSeq, a predicted model, not a curated record
AUGGGAAAGGGAAAAAAAGAUGGUAGUGCAGCACAAAAUGGAGCUGGCUGCCAGCAAAGGAAUGGAGAGGCAGCCGUGACGCCACAUGAGGAGCACAAAGAAGAAAACAAGGGAAAAGAAAUUGUGUUGAAAGCUUACAUGCAUUGCCAAGGAUGUGCUGAUAAAAUCUUAUAUAUCCUGAAAGGAUUUGAAGGUGUGGAAGAAGUUAAGAUGGAUAGCAAACAGAACAAGGUAAUGGUGAAGGGACCGAAGGCUGAUCCAUCGAAAGUUUUAGAGAGACUUCAAGGAAAAUAUAGUAGAAAUGUUGAACUCAUAUCUCCAAAACUAAAACCCAAUGCUCAAGAUAAAAAAGAGCCAGAAAAAAAACCAGUGCCUCAAGCAAAGAUAGUCGUGCUGAAAAUGAAUAUGCAUUGUGAAGGUUGUGCUCAUGGCAUCAAGAAAAAAGUAUUGAGAAUGGAAGGAGUUUCAAGUGUGGAGCCAGAUAUGGAGAAUUCACAAGUGACUGUUAGGGGAGCCUUCGAUCCACCAAGACUCGCCCAGAAAAUUAUGGGAAAGCUGGGGAUUCAUGUUGAGAUUCUGAAGCAACAAAACCAGGCAGCACCGAAGGAUAAAAAUAACAAUAACAGCAACAAUAAUAAGAAUAUGUUUCACUAUCCUCCUCAAAAUUCCCAAGAAUAUGUUUAUCCUUGUCCAAUAUUCAGUGAUGAAAAUGUUUUUUCAUGUUCAAUAAUGUAA